AUAUCUUAUAUCUAUUUUAAAUAACUUAAGGCCGCUAAAAUUUGGGGGGGAACAGCCUUCGCCCUGGAGCGGUGCGCGAUGCUGUCUCACGCCGACCUCCUGGACGCCCGUCUCGGGAUGAAAGACGCGGCCGAGCUGCUGGGACACCGGGAGGCAGUCAAGUGUCGGCUGGGCGUCGGGGGCUCGGAUCCGGGGGGACACCCGGGAGACAUGGCUCCCAACUCGGACACGGUGGAAGGGACCACCCUGCUGCCGGGAGAGGACAUCACCACGGUGGGAUCCAACCCCAGCUCUCUAGCCGUCAGCGCCAAAGACGCUGACAAGCAGCAAGGCCAGCAGGGCGGCCAGAACUCCAGCCAGGCCGGGCAGCAGCAGGGUCAGCAGAAGCAGAAGCGGCACCGCACUCGCUUCACGCCGGCGCAGCUCAACGAGCUGGAGAGGAGCUUCGCCAAGACCCACUACCCGGACAUCUUCAUGCGGGAGGAGCUGGCCCUGCGCAUCGGUCUCACCGAGUCCCGGGUGCAGGUCUGGUUCCAGAACCGCCGCGCCAAGUGGAAGAAGCGCAAGAAGACCACGAACGUGUUCCGCGCCCCGGGCACGCUGCUGCCGACGCCGGGGCUGCCGCAGUUCCCCUCGGCCGCCGCCGCCGCCGCCGCCGCCAUGGGGGACAGCCUGUGCUCCUUCCACGCCAACGACACGCGCUGGGCCGCCGCCGCCAUGCCCGGCGUGUCGCAGCUGCCGCUGCCGCCGGCGCUGGGACGGCAGCAAGCCAUGGCGCAGUCCCUGUCCCAGUGCAGCCUGGCGGCCGGCCCGCCGCCCAACUCCAUGGGCCUCUCCAACAGCCUGGCGGGCUCCAACGGCGCCGGGCUGCAGUCCCACCUCUACCAGCCCGCCUUCCCCGGCAUGGUGCCCGCCUCCCUGCCCGGCCCCAGCAACGUGACGGGCUCUCCCCAGCUCUGCAGCUCCCCGGACAGCAGCGACGUGUGGCGGGGAACCAGCAUCGCCUCCCUCCGCCGCAAAGCACUAGAGCACACAGUCUCCAUGAGUUUCACCUAAUGGCCGGCGCCUCGCCCCGCGCCACCCCCGUCCCCGCCGCCGCCGCCUC
This is a messenger RNA of Camarhynchus parvulus, 1105 nucleotides long. RefSeq names its product orthopedia homeobox (gene OTP). The coding region runs from base 79 to 1056 and encodes 325 amino acids. Gene Ontology annotation, biological process: regulation of DNA-templated transcription; neuron differentiation. The transcript is spliced from 3 exons. Lineage: Eukaryota; Metazoa; Chordata; Aves; Passeriformes; Thraupidae. The record is from RefSeq and is a predicted model, not a curated record. Gene Ontology annotation, molecular function: DNA binding; DNA-binding transcription factor activity, RNA polymerase II-specific.